UUUAGUUGCAUGUAGCCAUCAUAUCAGCGUAGUCUUUUUUAAUUGCGUAACUUUUGUGCAAUAACUGUUAAUUGAGUGAUCUAAAUAUAGUCCUUACGAAUGAAUAGACGUUCUUACCAUGGAAAACAAAAGUUCAAUAGAGUAUCUUCUGAUUUCACAGUCAAUGACUUUGCCAACACAGAACCAGGAAAAUUCACUGGCCUUCGUCUUAAGAAAGGAGAAGCAUGCAUAAAACAGAUGGAAAACAAAGACAUGAGUGAAGAGCAGGCAGACUCAGAUGUGGCCUGGUUUGACAGAGAUAUUGAUGAUUUUGAACUUCUGUCUGAAGACAGUCCUGGGGAACAGGAAGAGAAAGCCCUAAAGAAGCCUCCAUCCAAGAAGUGUUUGAAACAGAAACCAACAGAGGCUUGUGGGAACACUUACCCUAUUGACCUGUGGUUUCUUCUGUCAGCCAGCAUUCACCCAGAGUCAGUCAGGACGUUUGCCCUGCUGUGUUGCGGCAGUAACCAUGUGGUACAUUCCGUACAGUUUUGGAAGACCUUGUACAGACGAUUUUAUUGCAAAGAAGUUGGCAUUCCAGAGGAGUUAAGCCUGGACACUAUAGACUGCAUUCAUGGUCUACGAGCAAGGACAGUAAGAAUGCUCCACUUUGCCUACCCACCGCUGGCCAUGAAAACAAAAACCACGGUAUCAUUUGAAGCCCAGCCGCACUGCUUGGUGGGUCAGAGGUGUCUUCUUAUGUGGCAUCAAAAGGUCAGAAACUGCUGGAAAUUUUAUCUCCGCUUCUGCAAAGUUGACAAACUGGAUCUCAGUAGCAAUGUUUGGAAAGACAUUACCUCUCCCGAUUUUGACAAAUGGCAUCAAGACUUGUUCUAUAAUCCUAACGAGUACUCCUCCAUUUUAGAAGUGACCUGUCCGAACUAUAUUCAGAUUCCAAUGGCAAUGGGUCUCGUUCUGAACGGAGUGUAUCUGAACGUAAGCUCUGCAAGUAUGCGGUAUCAUCGUCUUAAGUUGGUAAUGGACUCGAGUUUUCGCGCCACAACGGCUAAAAAUCAGAACAGCCAGCAGGAGUUGGUUCUGGACCCUGUCUUGGACGUGAAGGUUUUCCCAUGGUGGCACCCAUUGUUUGCAGAAACUCAGUCUUUGUUUCUUGAACCCGAGUCUUGAGAUCAAUCCUACAAUAGGACUUAUUAUUAUUGAAGAUACCUGUUAUAUCUGUUAUUUUGAGCGUUUGAAAAAUAGUUUUGGUUUACCGAUACUAAUAACUAGUGUCACCGACAUUUUGUAAUUUGUUUAGGAGUACAUAUUUUCCGAAAUACAUGAAGAGCUCUUAUGUUACUUUUUUUAUUCCAAAUAUUCCAGCAUUGAAGUUUUAACAAUUAUUUAUUGUUUUGAAAAAGACAUCUCAAUUUGGAGUUUUGUUGUGUUUUUCAAUUUGUAUUAUAUUACUAAUAGCAAAUUGGACACUGACAUAUGUUUUUUAUUUUAAAAUAACAGUUAUUUGCAACUCCUGAUUUUUUUCAAUAUGUCAGUUACACUACUUUUAAGUUUUUAACACUCAGAAGAAGACAUGUAUUAGCUCAUGUCAAUUUGGAAAAUUUGGUAAAAACAUUAUUUUUACCCAAACUGUUUUCUUAAUAUUUUAAUAGUGGAUGUGUGACACCAAAAUAUAAACCAAAAUGUAAAGUAAAGUAAGCAUGUAUAAAAAUGUCAGUAAGAUGACUUAUUACAUUCAGUAGACAUUUUUUCCCUGUACCCUUAUUCUUCAUACUACUAUACUUAUGCCAUGAUAAUUUAAGCAAAGUCUGUUGUUUUCUGCAUUAGCCUAUACACUAUUUUUACUUUCUAGACCCCAUUGUUACAUAUGUUAAUGAAGUCUUGCUACAACUUUAUGGAAAAUAUGACAGCUAAAUCUGUUGUUUGCUGCAUUAUCACCAUCACUUUUGUAACUUUGUGAACCAUAGUCUUUAUAUGGUGAUAUUAUUGAAGUAACAUCUGAAACCUUAGUUUUCAUUGUUUGUAGUAACACUGUUGUUAAUUUUUUAUGCCUUGCUGCUGCCAUAAUCAACAAAAUUAUGUUACAUCUCAAAACUCUGUUUACAGUGUUUGCAAGAAAACUGUUUUUAUAUUGGUACUUAGAUACUCCAGGGUAAAGAUGACAGGUAACACUUUUAUAUUUGUACCACUUAUUAAUACUUUAUAUAAUUACCUCUUAUUGAAACUUUAUAUGAUUAUCACUUUUUGAUUUUCAAGUGAAUGUUUGUACAGUACUGAUUUGACAUUACACUUUCAGUCUUUAUGUUUAUAAGUACAAAAUUAGGCUGAUCAAGGGAUAUAUAUGCAUUUAAAAGGUAUAAAGAUAGUAAAAAAUUCUGAAAUGUAUAACACUGGCAGUAACACAUUAACAUAAUCUCUGGACGAAAUAUCCUGAAGGAGAAUAUAUAAAGCUUAUUGGUGAUCAUUGAAAUAUCCUGUAGGAAAAUAUAUCAUUAAGGUUAUUGAUGAUCACUGAAAUAUCCUGUAGGAAAAUAUAUCAUUAAGGUUAUUGAUGAUCACUGAAAUAUCCUGUAGGAAAAUAUAUCAUUAAGGUUAUUGAUGAUCACUGAAAUAUCCUGAAGGAAAAUAUAUCAUUAAGGUUAUUGAUGAUCAUUGAAAUAUCCUGUAGGAAAAUAUCAUUAAGGUUAUCGAUGAUCACUGAAAUAUCCUGUAGGAAAAUAUAUCAUUAAGGUUAUUGAUGAUCACUGAAAUAUCCUGUAGGAAAAUAAUUAAGAUUAUUGAUGAUCAUUAAAAUAUCCUGUUGGAAAAUAUAUCAUUAAGGUUAUUGAUGAUCACUGAAAUAUCCUGUAGGAAAAUAAUUAAGAUUAUUGAUGAUCACUGAAAUAUCCUGUAUGAAAAUAUAUCAUUAAGGUUAUUGAUGAUCACUGAAAUAUCCUGUAUGAAAAUAUAUCAUUAAGGUUAUUGAUGAUCACUGAAAUAUCCUGUAGGAAAAUAUAUCAUUAAGGUUAUUGAUGAUCACUGAAAUAUCCUGUAGGAAAAUAUAUCAUUAAGAUUAUUGAUGAUCAUUGAAAUAUCCUGUAGGAAAAUAUAUCAUUAAGAUUAUUGAUGAUCAUUGAAAUAUCCUGUUUGAGAACAUAUCAUUAAGGUUAUUGAUGAUCACUAACAAAUAUCCUGUAGGAAAAUAUAUCAUUAAGAUUAUUGAUGAUCAUUGAAAUAUCCUGUAGGAAAAUAUAUCCUUUUUAAUAAGGUAAUUGAUGAUCAUUGUUAGGUUUUGUUGUAUGUGUUUGAUAUUGCUGAGUGAACUAGGUACGGGAACAAUAAACAUAGUGAACAUGA
Molecule: messenger RNA, 3333 nt
Organism: Dreissena polymorpha
Lineage: Eukaryota; Metazoa; Mollusca; Bivalvia; Myida; Dreissenidae
Product: transmembrane protein 183-like
Exons: 9
Coding region: 100-1167 (355 amino acids)
Biological process (GO): regulation of protein stability
Cellular component (GO): SCF ubiquitin ligase complex
Source: RefSeq, a predicted model, not a curated record